Molecule: messenger RNA, 1303 nt
Organism: Scomber japonicus (chub mackerel)
Lineage: Eukaryota; Metazoa; Chordata; Actinopteri; Scombriformes; Scombridae
Gene: tsnax
Product: translin-associated factor X
Exons: 6
Coding region: 285-1130 (281 amino acids)
Cellular component (GO): cytoplasm; nucleus
Molecular function (GO): sequence-specific DNA binding; RNA binding; RNA endonuclease activity
Source: RefSeq, a predicted model, not a curated record
CAGCGCAAAAGCCCCGAGAUGAACGAGUCCACGUGAAUGCCUGCUAUUAAAACACGUAAAUACAAUAGAUUUGGCACUUUGGGUUGUCAUUAGCGUUUGUUUAGAUAGUUUAUCUUCGGUUAGAAAUGAUAACUUUUACGUGUAAGCUCAGCUGUUGUGUCUGGUUACCUCGAUAAUACCCGAUAGCUGUAAAGCACGCUGCCUCGUUUUAGUUCAAUUACAUUUGAUUUGCAGUAUUACGGACUUUCUACUUCACUAAACCACUGAACUCCAACGCUGAAGGCAUGAAUAAGCGAGAAGCUGAAGGAUGCGCGCGGAAAAAUGCUGAUGCAGCUCAGGACCGUGACUUGAGUGCCAAUCCGUCCUCACCUAUCGUUGCUUCCUUUAAAGUUUUCCAGCAGGAGCUUGACACCAAACACGACAAAUAUGAGCGUCUGGUUAAGAUCAGCCGAGACGUCACCAUUGAAAGCAAGAGGACGAUUUUCCUUUUACAUAGAGUGACCAAUGUUCAAGAUCCAGAGGAAGUUGUGAAUGAGGCAGAUGUCAAACUGGACGCAGUGAGGCAGAAAAUUGGUCUAAUUGCAGAAGAGCUGAGAGGAGAGGACAUCUAUCAGUUUCACAGAGCUUUCACUCCAGGGAUCCAGGAGUACGUGGAGGCCGUGUCAUUCCAGCACUACAUCCGCCACCGCAGCCUCAUCAGCCUGGAGGAGAUCAACGCCAGACUGGUGUUCAUGAAAGCAGAGAAGGAAGAGCCCAAGGGCGCAGACCUGCCAAUGGGAGCUCAGGUUCUCACCUUCCAGGUGACGCCUGCAGACUACCUGCUCGGCGUGGCUGACCUGACCGGGGAGCUGAUGCGGAUGUGCAUUAGCAGCGUGGGCAACGGCGACAUCGACACGCCCUUCAAGCUGAGCCAGUUCCUCAGGCAAAUCCACGACGGUUUCUCCUACAUCGGGAACACGGGCCCUUACGAGGUGUCCAAGAAGCUCCACACGCUGCGACAGAGCCUGGGCAAAGUGGAGGACGCCUGCUAUACCCUGCGCGUUCGAGGCUCGGAGAUCCCCAAACACAUGCUGGCCGACGUGUUCUCCAGCAGAAACACGCUCAUUGACACCGAGGAAGGUGUGGUGUAAGUCCUGCUCAGCCUUAACAGCACUGUUUCUGUUCUCCAUGGCGUCAUUGUCUCUAGUUUCGCUCCAGGUUCAUAUUUCUAUAUAUUCUUAAUGGGAUUUUACUGAUGUUUGACAGGUUUCGUGACGUGCUUGUUAAUUUUGUUAUUAUUAUUACAAUAAAAACAAUAGACAAU